Cherax quadricarinatus is the source of this 1459-nucleotide messenger RNA. The record is from RefSeq and is a predicted model, not a curated record. NCBI's taxonomy places the organism in Eukaryota, Metazoa, Arthropoda, Malacostraca, Decapoda, Parastacidae.
GUCAGUGGCCCUGAUAAACCCAACAAACCACGGCCUAAACUGUCAGUGGCCCUAAAAACACCAACAAGAAGGAGAAACCCAACAACGUGACUCUGAUAAACCCAGGAACAACAAAGAAGUAACUUAUCACACGCCAUGUUUACUCAGUUUCGAGUUGUUUCAAAUGUUUGCCACCACUUGAGAAAUGCACUUAAUCCACACUCGGGGAGAGGCACAACAACAGUUACAAGAUUGUUAGGCUCUUCCUCAUCUCAAAGUGCAGCAGUAGGUCCAGUAAAUAAUGGUCCAAGUUCUUGGCCAUUAUAUCUUGAUGCCCAGGCUACCACUCCAUUAGAUCCUCGGGUGCUUGAUGCUAUGCUCCCAUACCUUACCUAUCAAUAUGGCAAUCCUCACUCCCGUACACAUGCCUAUGGAUGGGAGAGUGAAAAAGCUAUGGAAAAAGCCAGACAGCAAGUUGCAGAACUCAUUGGUGCAGACAAAAAGGAGAUUAUCUUCACCUCAGGUGCAACGGAAAGUAACAACAUCAGUGUGAAAGGAGUUGCUCGAUUUUACAAAUCAAAGAAACGGCAUAUAAUUACAACUCAAACAGAGCAUAAGUGUGUCCUUGAUUCGUGUCGGGCUUUAGAAAAUGAGGGUUGGGAGGUUACGUAUUUACCUGUGCAAAAGUCUGGUAUUAUCUCAUUAUCUGAUCUGGAAGCAGCUAUAUGUCCUGAUACUGCACUUGUGUCAGUUAUGAUGGUCAACAAUGAAAUUGGAGUUAUUCAGCCUAUCAAGGAAAUUGGGGCACUUUGUCGUGAGCGUAAGGUUUUCUUUCAUACUGAUGCUGCACAAGCUGUUGGUAAAAUCCCCAUCAGUGUUCAGGAUCUAAAUGUUGACCUUCUGUCUGUCAGUGGUCACAAGCUUUAUGGCCCAAAAGGGGUUGGCUGCCUGUAUGUGCGCCGUCGACCCAGGGUCCGUGUAGAAGCCUUGAUGAGUGGAGGAGGUCAAGAAAGAGGAAUGAGGUCAGGAACUGUACCUACUCCCUUGGUGGUGGGCCUGGGUGCUGCCUGUGAAAUUGCUAUGAGUGAAAUGGAAUAUGAUCAUGCUUGGAUAACCAAGUUGUCAGACAUGUUAGUCGAAUCAAUCACGUCAAGAAUGAAACAUAUUGUAAGGAAUGGUGACCCUCUAUACGCUUACCCUGGAUGUAUUAAUCUCUCUUUUGCAUUUGUUGAAGGUGAGAGUUUAUUGAUGGCCUUGAAGGAUGUAGCUUUGUCAUCAGGGUCAGCUUGCACCAGUGCAUCUCUUGAACCUUCCUAUGUGUUGCGUGCCAUUGGUGCUGAGGAAGAUUUAGCUCAUUCUUCUAUCCGCUUUGGUAUUGGUAGAUUUACUACAGAGGAGGAAGUAAAAUAUACAGCUGAUAAAUGUGUGGAGCAUGUUACUCGCUUGAGAGAGAUGAGGUAAGAGAAAGUUAUGUUCUUUU